This is a messenger RNA of Gongylonema pulchrum, 813 nucleotides long. The record is from the annotation of a GenBank genome assembly. NCBI's taxonomy places the organism in Eukaryota, Metazoa, Nematoda, Chromadorea, Rhabditida, Gongylonematidae.
AUGCAAGUGGGACUGAAUUCAGAAAAACGAUCAACAGCUGGCAGUGACGACAAAUUAGUACUGCCGAGUCCAAUGCAAAUUAGCGCAAUUAGUACAACGAGCUUUGCGAGUUCCAUGCAUAUCAGUGAAGCAAGCAGUGUUGCAAGCAGUAAAAGAAUGUCAGUGGUUGAAACCGCAGAAAUUGAAGAUGUAAUUGAAAAACGAUCAACAGCUGGCAGUGACGACAAAUUAGUACUGCCGAGUCCAAUGCAAAUUAGCGCAAUUAGUACAACGAGCUUUGCGAGUUCCAUGCAUAUCAGUGAAGCAAGCAGUGUUGCAAGCAGUAAAAGAAUCUCAUCAUCGGAGGAGGAGAAAACGGACAAAGAUAUAUCAGUUCAUUCGGCGAACGUGACGUCAUCAGGCAGUUCCUCUUAUUCUGCAGUGCCUAAUGUUGGUGAUAGUUCUGUUGUUGUGCUUUUGAAUGAUACUGCUGAAGGUGAUCAAGCGGGUGAUCGGGAAGAUACUCGAAAAAUCCACACAGCAUCUAAUGCUUCACUAGAUGACGAAGUGCAAAUUGUUGAUGUCGUGCCACUACAGCCCUCUGUAUCUCAAGGAAGACCUGCAAAAAAGGUAACUGACAAAGAAAAUUUUCGGCUUCGUUUUUCAAAAAACGUCAACGUCGCCAGCAAGGCCGAAAAUUUUGGAGAAUUGCCAGCUGCACAGUUUGAUGUGCAGCUGUUCGAGAUACUCUUGUUUCAAAAAAUUUCUGAUUUUAAUAUAAUUUUAUAUAUCACCAUUAAUUCCUUUAUUAUCAAACUGUUGUUGAAAGCGUAG